AAUUGUCAAUUGAAUCAAGUCAAGUGGUUGUGGUUUCAUUCAUACAUUUGUUGUUUCUGAUCCUGUGGCGUUGUACAAAUCCAUAAAGCCAUAUUUUCUUAAGAUUUUUGCCAAUUUAAAUUGUUAAAUAACGUAUGUUCUGCUGCAGUGCUUUGUAAUUACUAUGCCGUUAGCAAACUCCGUGGAACCAUGGCAAAUUCAACAUGCCGAAACAGAGCUUUGGGAGUAUCCAGGCCCUUAAGAAUAGUUUCUUCUCAGUCCGGCGAUCCUGAUGAAGCUGCUACAGGGGAAGAACAUGGGCCACAUGAGGGAGAACAUGAGAUCGAAUUGGGAGAGGUGGCCAGAGAUGGUCAUGAUAAGGCAGAUCCCUCUCAAUUUGAACUGCUCAAGGUACUUGGAGAAGGGUCAUUUGGAAAAGUAUUUCUUGUCCGCAAAGUUGUUGGUGCGGACGCGGGCACUCUGUAUGCCAUGAAAGUACUGAAGAAAGCCACCCUGAGGGUGAGAGACAGAUACAGAACCAAGACUGAAAGGAACAUUCUAGUAGAUGUAGAACACCCGUUCAUUGUGAAGUUGCAUUAUGCCUUUCAAACUGCUGGAAAGCUGUACCUUAUUCUGGAUUUUUUGAGGGGAGGUGAUUUGUUUUCCAGGCUAAGCAAAGAGGUUAUGUUUACUGAAGAGGACGUAAAGUUCUAUCUUGCUGAGCUGGCAUUAGCACUGGACCAUUUGCAUAGUCUCGGAAUAAUUUACAGAGAUUUGAAGCCUGAGAACGUUCUUCUAGACGUUGAUGGCCACAUAGCUCUCACCGACUUUGGUUUGGCUAAGUUGCCAUUGGAAGAAGGAAAGGCCUACAGUUUUUGUGGCACAGUCGAGUAUAUGGCCCCAGAAGUCGUAAACAGGAAAGGACACACCUAUGCUGCAGAUUGGUGGUCUUUUGGGGUGCUUAUGUACGAGAUGCUAACUGGCGGUCUGCCUUUCCAGGGCCCUAACAGAAAGGAGACAAUGACACAAAUACUCAAAGCAAAGCUGCCUAUGCCCUCUAAUUUAAGUCCAGAAGCUCAAAGUUUGUUGAGGGUACUGUUUAAACGGAAUCCUGCCAAUAGAUUGGGUGCUGGACCUGGAGGAAUAGAAGACCUCAAAAAGCACGAAUUCUUCGCCACAAUAGAUUUUGAUGCCCUUCUUGCCAAAAAAGUGAGGCCUCCAUUUCAACCAGUGGUAUGCGGCCCCGAGGAUGCGUAUUUUGAUUCUGAAUUUACCAGUAAAACGCCAAGAGAUUCACCUGGAGUACCUGCUAGUGCCAAUGCACACGAAUUGUUUAGAGGAUUUAGUUUUAUAGCACCAUGUCUACUAGAAAACGGAAAUGUACAAAUUAGGAGUGAAACGACACCUAUGAAUUCAGUAAGGACCAGCGAUAGAAAUUUCUUUGAUGAUUAUACCCUGUUAGAUAUCAUAGGUACAGGGAGUUAUAGUGUAUGUAGGCUAGCCAAGCACAAAGCUACAGCGCAACAGUAUGCUGUCAAAGUUAUAGACAAAUCAUUAUGCGACUGUAGGGAAGAAGUAGAAAUACUGAUGAGGUAUGGUAAACAUCCAGGCAUAGUAUCGUUGAAGGCUGUUUAUGAAGAAAAUAACAAAGUUUAUUUGGUUCUUCAGUUGUUGAGAGGUGGAGACUUAUUAGAAUAUAUGACAAAGGUAAGAAGUAUGUCUGAGCCCGAAGCAGCCGCUAUAAUAAAAACGCUAGCAACAACGUUAGCAUAUCUGCACGAAAACGGUGUUGUACAUAGAGACCUUAAGCCUGCUAAUAUUCUGUUUGCCUCUGAAGACAGAACUGCAGACAGUGUAACAAUCUGUGAUAUGGGCUUUGCCAAACAGCUUCGAGCUGAAAAUGGUCUGUUAAUGACCCCUUGUUAUACCUUACACUAUGUGGCCCCAGAAGUUUUGAAAAGGCAAGGUUAUGACGCAGCUUGCGAUAUUUGGUCCUUAGGUGUGAUUCUAUAUAUAAUGCUAUCAGGAAGGUGCCCUUUCAGUACAGCUUCUACGGACAGCCAGGAAAUUUUGCAGAGGAUAGGUUCGGGAAAACUCGACUUACAGGGCGGUCGUUGGCCAGAAGUGUCUACCGAAGCCAAACUUCUAGUGACGGACAUGCUUCACAUAUCUCCCCAGCGACGGCCGACAGCCUCUCAACUGGUGAAACACCCCUGGGUGACAUCUCGAUUAAUCGUUUAUGUCCAACAGCAAGCCAGGACGCCUUCGGAUGCCACUAGAAUCCAAUCUUCGGUCGCGGAGGGUAACCUUAAGGAAAUGGUUGCCGCCACUUUUAGAGCGAUAGCCACUUCACCACAAGUCGCCCACCUUGGGCCAGUGGCGAUGUCAGAAUUGGCCCGUAGGAGGUUCCGAGAUAAGGCAUUGAACAGGGUGCAGGAAGAAGGUAGGAGUAAGGAUUUUUAAAUGUGAUAUCGUAUAUAUGUGCAAAAACCUUGGUAGUUUAGUUUGAAAAUUGAGAUAAUAGGAGAUGGAGCUUGUCAAUGCGCCAAAGAUGUUUCUUAGCCUAGAUAGUUGAACAGUAGAACCAAAUGCCAAAAUUGUCAGUGUUAGCUCAGAUUUUAAAUCUAACCUGAAAAAUCAGUUUCCGUGGUUCUUUUUGAUUUGUCAGAAAACAGCAGAUCCAACCAUCAACUGAAGUAUGAUAAAGUCGUAUUUCUAGCGAUGUUUUGUAUGAUCUAUUUUCCAAGUUCAUCCUGUUUAACAGUAACCUAGAACUGAGGAGACCUCUUUGGCGUAUUUUAAUUCCAUCGUUUGAAUUGUUAGUGUAAGAAAAAUGUAUCCUUCAACAUGGCUGUAAGCUACAGGAUAGUAAAAAAAAUCGAUAUUUUUCAAAUACUAUAUUCUAGUCAAACUCUGGCAAACUAGUGAUCUAGAGACAUGAUGGUGUCUUUGAACAAAAAAUCACUUAUGAAUCAUGUGUCAAAUUGUUAUAAUUAUAAUUAGUCUGGGCAAUAUCCUCGCAUCUGAUGAGAAAAAUGUUAUGAUCCGGAUUUUUUUUUGCAUAAUCUUAUUCAAAAAGAGCCCCUUUUAAUGAAUCUGCAGGUUGCCAGGCCCAAAUUUGCGUGAAAAUUUUUUUAUAUACAUAUAUAAAUUCAAAAAAUCGGUCAGCGGUUUUUGGGACAUUCUGAACAAAAAAGGUGCUUUAGAACUUUUCUCUAGAGUUGAUAGUUUUUGAGAUAUUAGCGAUACAAUAGGGAAAGUCAGGGUGAUAUGGUGAACAAAAAAAUUGAGCAGUGUAAAACACAACAAUAUAAAGUCACUUAUUUUCCACAAAAUAUGUUGGCAACAACUUAACAGUAUUAUAUCCUCUUUAACGCAUUACUAACGUAAAAAAAACACAUUAAUUAUUUUUAAUAAAUUCGCCAUUUCACCCAGGCAUAUGGGUGAAAUGGUAAAUGCAUAUUGGGUGAAUUGGUGAGCUUACUUUUUUUGCUAUUUUUGCUUUUCACCUCGUAUAUCACACGUGUAUUCGCAUUUUGAACAGUCUUCGUGCAGCCAUUGUUGGGAGCUAAUAUAUUUUAUCCAAUUCACGUCCGUUUGAGUGCAACUGUACAGUUCACCACACCCUACGCAACAACUUUCUUUAUCGUCCACGUCGUCAGCAUCAUCUUGCAAGUGGAUAUCUAGCGAUGAGUCGAAUUCAGUUUCAGUGGUAGGCGGUUUUCGUUUUUUGAAUUGCUUGAUUUUUUGAUUUUAGUAUUUCGUUUGGUAGUCUUUUUGGUUGCGGUUCUUUCUUUGGCUUUCCUUUUCGCAUUUGCUUCACUCUUCAGUGACUCAGUGGUUUGGUUUUGUCGUUUUCUGUUUGAUAGGUUGACGAUGUUAGAUGAGGAAUUCAAAACCUCCGCUAAAGCUAUGGAUUCCUUCUUUACAGAUGUAAUUUCAUCUAAUUUAGGUACUGGCGAAAUUUGAUCCAAAACUUUGCCAGGGGUUAUGUGCGGCUUUUCUGUUGUCACUGAUGAAGCCAGAGCUGACGCUUGUGAUGAUAAUUCCAUGCUUUUCUGUGCCUUUUCCGUGCGUUGCGACCAGCCCGGAUGUGGUGAGGCUUGCCUGUGCUGAAGUCCUUGAUCUUUAUCUACUUCUGCAUUUGCUUCUUCCGAGGGAUUCUGCCAGUCUGAACAACUGGGUUGAGGUGAGGUAGUUAUGUUGUUUCCCUGUUGGUGAUCUGAAGAUGAUGUUAAAAAGGCAUAUUCCGGAAUGGCAUCAAGAUUAAACGGGAUGGUUCCUGUGCUUCUAAACCUCUAUAUUGCGUUCUCUGUCGUAGCUGCUUGUAUCCAUGAUUUUGCAAACAAUCCUCCAAAUACUAGUCUCGAAAUUUUUCGAUUUGGAUUCAUUUUAAUGUAGGAAUUGCAAGCAUUGUAAUAAUAUGAUUUUAAUUAUUUAAAAAAUGCCCUGUCUAGAGGCUGUAGGUAAUGGGUCCUACGGCUGGGUGGACAGAUUAAAACGAUAUUUUCCUCCGCAAACUCGAAUGUAUCCACACUGCUGCAAUGAGAGCUAUGCCCGUCUAAAAUGAGCAAAACUUUUCUCUCAGGCUUUCUCGGUACAAAAUGAUUCCUUAACCAUAAAAGAAAAAUAUCAGUCGUUACGAAUGCCGACUACUGUGACAAAAAUUAUGGAAUCUGGUGACAUACCAUCUUUGUAUUCGGCCUUUUCAUUCUUUCCCUUCAAAACACAUGCUAGGGGUAAAAUCAUGCCCUCUCCAUUGCAGCAAGCGAUUACAGUAAUCGUUUCGAUCUUUCCACCGGAUGUUAUUGUUGCAACACUCUUAGAUCCAUUUGCUGCCAAUACAUAAUCUGGUUUAUUAUUCAACUGAAGUCCGGACUCAUCUGGGACCUCGGUUGGCCGCGUGGGUCAGAGUGUCGUGCUACUGAUCAGCCGGCCGGCCGGGCCGCGAGUUCGAAUCUCGCCUUCGCCAUGGAUGUUGUGUGUUUGUUUUAGGCAGCAGCGGUGGCCGCAGUAGUAGACUCUUCGGUCUCCUGAUCAGCCGCCGUGCGCUGUGCGGGUUCGAGUCCCGUCCCAGGAGAAAUGUUUCUCUUGGCCAUGGAUGUUGUGAUUGUCCGUAGGUGGUAGAUGGUCUCUGACUGUCGAACGUGGAGGUACCACCCGGCGGUUCUCGUAGGCGGAGCCAGAAUGUGUG
Messenger RNA from Acanthoscelides obtectus, 5173 nucleotides. NCBI's taxonomy places the organism in Eukaryota, Metazoa, Arthropoda, Insecta, Coleoptera, Chrysomelidae. The record is from the annotation of a GenBank genome assembly.